Messenger RNA from Xiphias gladius (swordfish), 4467 nucleotides. It is a transcript of the gene prdm1a, whose product is annotated as PR domain containing 1a, with ZNF domain. The transcript is spliced from 7 exons. Gene Ontology annotation, molecular function: DNA-binding transcription repressor activity, RNA polymerase II-specific; RNA polymerase II cis-regulatory region sequence-specific DNA binding; histone deacetylase binding. Gene Ontology annotation, biological process: cell fate commitment; regulation of transcription by RNA polymerase II. The record is from RefSeq and is a predicted model, not a curated record. Gene Ontology annotation, cellular component: cytoplasm; nucleus. NCBI's taxonomy places the organism in Eukaryota, Metazoa, Chordata, Actinopteri, Istiophoriformes, Xiphiidae. The coding region runs from base 179 to 2761 and encodes 860 amino acids.
CACACACACACACACACCCACACACGCACGCACGCUCUGACACACGGACUCACAGUUUGGAGUAUCAGCGCUCGGAGCAGGACGGACAGAGGGGGAGAACUGCACCUGUCCUACACACACACACACACACACGCUCUAAUCUCGCACACACAUACAGGGGAUCUGACCGGUCGUCCUUAUGUGUGGAUGGGACCAAAGUUACACGGCGACCUCUCAUAGCUCGGCCAUGUUGACCAGUGAGGGGGCGCACACCAUGGAGCAGGACGACUCGCACCGCGGACCCAAGAUGGCCUCCGCCGCCACCGCCGCCGCCGCCAGCUCCAGCUCAGACGGAGCCGAGACAAUGACAGACACAGACGUUGACAUGGAGAUGGAGAUGGAUGGGGCGGACAUGACUCAGUGGACGGAGGCAGAGUUCGAGGAGAAGUGCACGUACAUUGUCAAAGACACGGCGUGGGAGGCGGGGCCAGACGGCGACUCCGCGAUGACGACGACGACCAGAGCGGAGGCCUCGCUGCCCCGGAACCUGGCCUUCAAACACCCGGCUGACAGCAAGGAGGUGGUCGGCGUGUGCAGCAGGGAGUACAUCCCCAAAGGAACUCGCUUCGGUCCGCUGGUGGGUGAAAUCUACACAGCUGACAGCGUCCCCAGAGACGCCAACCGCAAGUACUUCUGGAGGAUCUACGUGGACGGGGAGUUCCAUCAUUUCGUCGACGGCCUGGACGAGACCCGCUCUAACUGGAUGCGGUACGUGAACCCGGCCCACUCUGCGGCGGAGCAGAAUCUGGCGGCGUGUCAGAACGGCAUGGAGGUUUAUUUCUACACGGUGAAGCCUGUUCCCGCCGGCGCUGAGCUGCUCGUUUGGUACUGCCACGACUUCGCCCGACGCCUCCACUACCCACCAUCAGGAGAGCUGAUGAUGCAGAAACUCAAGCAGUCUCUCUUAGAGGUCAAGCAGCAGCAGGUGAGCAGUGAGGAGCAUUUGGUUGAAGCCUCCAGCCCGUCCCCAGUCCCAGUGACCUCCACCCCGCCCAAGAGGGAACAUAGCGUCCUCUCCAUUCUGCGUGGCACCAACAGCACCUCAUCCUCCUCGUCCAGCAAGAAAGAGCCCAGCCGGCCGCUUCCCACCCGCCCGCGUUGUGCCGACAGCCCUGAGCGCCCCCUUUACCCUCGCGCCCUUUACCCCGCGUUCAGGCCCCACCCUCACAUCCCUGAAGACUUCCUUAGCCACAAACCUGGCCAGCUCGGUUACCCUGCAACCCGUUCCCCCGGCAACCAGUCCUCGGCUACACCCAGCCCGUCAGCGAGGAGCAGCCCAGAUAGCAGCCCUCACGGGAGCCCUUCGGGUCCGGUGCCGUCCCCAGCUUCUUUGUACCACACCAGACUGGGCUCCUACCCUGGUUACUCCCCGCCAUCUGCCCCCCUCUCCUCACCCUUUUACCCUCCAGGAACCCCCUACUCACGCUACCUCCUGCCCCAUCACUACCCUCUGUCUGGCGGCGGCGUCCCCACAGUAGGAGGGAUCUUUCCCAGGAUGUACCCUCUGUACAGCAGCCUCCUACCCAAUCAUGUGCCCCUCCUGCCCUCCGACACAGCAGGAAGGCGCUUCCUGAUGCCUGACCCCAUCCAUCCCUCCUCCAUUUCUGCCCACAGAGACUUCCUCCUUCCCGGGCCCACAAGUGCCUUCUCAUCCGCCACCUCUCUGAAGGACAAAGCAGGGCCUCGCCACCCUUACACCGGGCUCCCUCACCUACAUGAACCAGCCCACACACCCUCCAGCGGCUCCCCAACAGCAGGCACAGCGCCUCCCAGUGAGCGGAUGCCUACCAAGCCUACCUCAGCCCUGCUGGGCAACACCAGUGAGCAUCGCCACGACGAGGAGGCCAUCAACUUGUCCAAAGUGAAGCGAGGUGCAGGCUCCGCAGGCUACAAGGCGCUGCCAUAUCCACUGAAGAAGCAGAACGGCAAAAUCAAGUACGAGUGCAACGUGUGCAGCAAGACCUUCGGGCAGCUGUCAAACCUGAAGGUUCAUCUUCGUGUCCACAGUGGAGAGAGACCCUUUAAAUGUCAGACCUGUAACAAAGGCUUCACCCAGUUGGCUCACCUGCAGAAACACUACCUGGUCCACACUGGGGAGAAGCCGCAUGAAUGCCAGGUUUGCCACAAGCGCUUCAGCAGCACCAGCAACCUGAAAACUCACCUUCGCCUCCACUCAGGGGAGAAGCCCUACCACUGCAAACUCUGCCCAGCCAAGUUCACCCAGUUUGUCCACCUCAAGCUGCACAAGCGCCUGCACUCCCGUGAGCGUCCACACAAAUGCCCUCACUGUCACCGCCACUAUAUCCACCUGUGCAGCCUGCGACUACACCUGAAGGGCUACUGCCUGGCGGCCAGCUCUGACUCUGGCAGUCCCGCCGUCGCUAGUCAGGCUGCCUUGGAGGAGGUGCACCGCGCCAACGAGGAGAUCGAGCGCUUCGACAUCAGCGAGCAUGCUGAGCAGCUGGAGCAGCUGCAGGGAGGGGUGGAGGUGGAGGCCAUGUUGGAGAAGCAGGUCUUGGGGAUGCUGUGGAGGGAGACUGACCUUAAGUCCUCCCACUUUCAUCCCCUCCACAAGGGAGACGCCACCGAGCUUCUGUCCGCGGGUUAUGGUGCAUACGAGUCCCCGAAUGAGACGUCGGUCAUCAAGAUGCGGCACAGCAGCCCCAUCCUGCCACUUGCUGCCAACGUCACCGUCAAGCAGGAGUCAGAGGAUCGUGUGUAAAUGACUUUUGAAGCCAAAGGACAUGGUUUCAAGACUGCAUGACUCACAGUGGACUGGGUUGCCAGGAGCAACGGCUGUAAAUAAAUCAUUCUUGACCUGGUUGUCAUCAGGAGUGACAUCAUGACCACGUCAGGCUUUCAACCUAUCAGGGACUCUCGUACUCAGGGCUACAAGAGACACUGUCCCAUGACUACUUAGUGGUUUCAGCGUUUAUUAUACUUAGAGACAAUCAUCUACCCAGGACUUACCAUUAAUGUAAUUACUAUAAUGCUACUAUCAUUAUUGUUAUUGUAUUAUUUGGUCUAUAUUUUCAAAUGUCUUUGUUUUUUUGUUUUUUUUUGGAUCAAUUAGUUGUUAUAUAACCUACUUAAUUUAUUAUACUUUUUAUUUGUUGUCUUUAAAAGCAAUAGGUGGAAUUGAUGGUUACACUGACGGGGUAAAAUCAAUAUAAAGGACUAUGUUUCUGUUGAUUUUGUUUUUCUCUGUGACCAUUUCUCUGUAGAUAGUCACUCUUGCUAUGCCUAUAUCUGUCAUGCGACCUCUGACCUAUAGAACCGGGGGUCUCCACUCUUCAGGGUUUUAUCGAUUUAAAUUUAGAAACCAGUAUAGCAGGUUAAAAAGGUUGAAAAACUUGCCAAAGUGUGGCACAUACAUUUGUUAAUUUGGCAAGAAGCUUUAUUUCAACCCUGCUUGAUAGCUUCCCAAAAGUAUGUCUGUGUCAUUUUCUGAUGCCUACUUAAUUUAAAUGAAACAAAAAAGGGCAUUUUUUUUGUAUAUGUUUCACAACGGUUACCUCAGUGUGCAUGUGACGAUAUGAGUGUGUGUGUUUGUGAAUUUUAAGGGACAGCUGAAGGUGGGAGCUUUCUAUUUAUUUGCUUUUUUGCUACUUGAAAAAGAAGAAAAAACCAAACUGAGGUGGAGUGCAGCUCUUCACGUGGUCCAAAGGAGCUCAACAUGUAGCACAUAAUGGACUUGGGAGGCUGGUGAGCCGUCCCCUCCUCGUCCCUUCUUUUGUUUUAUUUUUUUUGCAACACUGUCAACACCCAGCAGGGAAGUGAACAUCCUCAGAUUCUGGGAUUCACUCUUGACGCUAGUAACCAAAGUUCAUAUGGCUUUAAUUUAAAAAUGCACACCGAGAAAACACAAAAAAGGAAAAUCCAAAACAAGGGAAGGAAGGACUUGAGGAAUCCAAAUGCUGAAGAAGGGAAGAUGAACUGUCUGUAUGUGAUGAGUUUUUCACUCUUUACUCACGUCGUUUUGUAGAUGUUUCUGUUUUGUUGGUCUUGUUGUUUUUUUGAUAUUUCAGUUGGGAAACAAUGGCCCCUUCUUCAACUCCACCCGUCCGCCAUCUUGUUAAUGAACUGGCACACACCAAAGCACCUCGGCCCUCAUUUAUGCACUGGCCCCCUCCUCUAACUUUAUAACUUCAGUGCCGAUGCUUGCACCAUUCACACUGUGUACGGUAUCACUGAAAACUGGUCAUGAUGGCAUUAAGACUCGCCUUAAUGUUACUACAGAAGUGCAGCAGCAGUUGUACAUCAAACUGAGCUCUGCAGCUCUUUCUCUUUCUUUCCUUUGUUCCAUUAUCUUUCCGUCCAAACAACAAUGACCAAAGCGUCUCUUUCUCUUUGAUCAGAGCUUUAACUCCAGAGGAGAAUUCCCCAAAGGACUGUCUCUGUUUACAUUCUGGUUUACAUAGUUAUUUA